AUGAUUCUUUGUAAGUGUCCCUCAUGCGACGCAUACACGCUCGAAGAGGCUUGUCCGCACUGUGGGGUCGUGACUCGCACCGCACAUCCUGCAAAAUUUAGUCCCGAUGACAAGUAUUCGGAGCAGCGGGUACGCUUUUUGUCCAGGUUCCCGGGAUCCUCUCUGAUGACCAGCCCAGCGUUCACUUUUUGA
This is a messenger RNA of Giardia duodenalis, 192 nucleotides long. RefSeq names its product Ribosome biogenesis protein Nop10. The transcript has a single exon. Gene Ontology annotation, molecular function: box H/ACA snoRNA binding; telomerase RNA binding. Lineage: Eukaryota; Fornicata; Diplomonadida; Hexamitidae. Gene Ontology annotation, biological process: positive regulation of telomerase RNA localization to Cajal body; rRNA pseudouridine synthesis; snRNA pseudouridine synthesis. Gene Ontology annotation, cellular component: box H/ACA snoRNP complex; box H/ACA telomerase RNP complex. The record is from RefSeq and is a predicted model, not a curated record. Bases 1 to 192 code for a protein of 63 amino acids.